Messenger RNA from Ostreococcus tauri, 1887 nucleotides. RefSeq names its product unnamed product. The coding region runs from base 1 to 1887 and encodes 628 amino acids. Gene Ontology annotation, cellular component: membrane. The record is from RefSeq and is a predicted model, not a curated record. Lineage: Eukaryota; Viridiplantae; Chlorophyta; Mamiellophyceae; Mamiellales; Bathycoccaceae. The transcript has a single exon.
AUGACGGGACGACGACCGCGGACGGUGACGAUGGUGUCCACGGUGCUCGUCGCGACGUGCGCGCUCGCGCUCGCGCUCGCGGCGACGCCGGUGCGCGCGCAGUACGGGAAUGUGUAUAAACCGUACAGUACGUACUACGGCCAGCCGGGGUACACCGGGCCGACGACCGCGAACUCGAUGGCGUGCACGACGGACGGCACGACGAAGAUCACGAAGUUUGGUCCCGAUUUCGGCACCGCGUGCGCGUCGAGCUCGUCGGCGAGCGUGUGCAGCGGCACCGCGAGCGCUUCGACGGGGUGCUGCGACCGAGACGCGGCGGGCGGCGGCGGCGCGUGCAAUCAAUACACGUGGGAGUACGAGACCUACAAGUACUGGGUACAAGAUGAAAGGCCGAAUCUCCCGAAGCCUUUCACCGGGAUCCCUCGCGUGGACAUUAAGACGAACAAGGAAUACAAGGGUCAGAUGGCCAUCACGGACUCGUACAUUGGCUCCAUCAUCGGCCAAGCGCUUCCGGGUCUCGUCAUCGCCAUCUUGCUGUUGUUGUCCAUGAUUCUCGUCUUGGUGUUUUACAUCCUCUCUUCCUGCUGCAAGUGCUGCGGUUUGUGCAACUGCUGCUUCCGGCCCGCGCCGUACACGCGCAAGUCGCUGCACAUCGCGAAGGGCAUUCAGCUCGUCUUCGUCGUGCUCGCCGCGUGCGGAUGCUUCGUCAUCUUUGCCGGAUCGCCGGAUGUUCACGACGGUGUGUCGCUCCUCACCAGUGGUUUGUUGAACGCGUCGGUGGCGCUUCAGGAUGACGUUGACAUUCUCGCAAACGCCGUCGGCAGCCGUCUUGGGACCGAGGUGACCGAUCUGCAAAAUGCGGCUGAUACCGUCACCAGCGCCAUCAAAAGUACGAACAAAGCCAUCGAUAGGGCGAAGGAUCAAGUACAGCUCGGCGCUGACAUCGUCUCUGGCGUGCUCCUCGGCAUCGCCGUUCUCACGAUGAUUCUCUCCAUCCUCAACUUUUGGCGCAUCCUCAUCCUCUUCUCCAUCUUGACGUCGUUGAUUCUCAUCAUCACCUGGAUCGUCGUCGGUGCUUUGGCCGCGGUCGGUGUCUUUCUCGACGAUUUCUGCUACUCGGUGGACAGAUACGUCGAGGAUCCGCAGCAAAUCGAUCUGAGCAAGGACAUUCCGUGCGCGAAAGAGAAGGACGUCAUCGAGUUCGGCAACGCUUUCCGACAGUUGAUUGCCUCCGUCACCGAUGAGAUGAACAAGGCAAUCGACGCAUCGUACUCCGGUAAUCCUGGUCCAGGUUACAUCUGCAUGCCGUACGAAAUGCAAACUUUGGACGACUUGUGUGGAACGAGCGCUGCGCUCCAGGCGGGGAGCUUCAGAGGACCACUGUGGAACGACGAGUACGCCAACUACGUGUGCAAGGCGUACCAUCAAGCUAAGCUCCCACCGGGUACCACGGCGUUCCCGUCGUGGGGUUGCCUCACCUCGCCAGCCUGUGGUACUGGUUACACAAACGGCACGGUGUCUACGCGGAGUGCCGCCUGCAUGUUCAAGAAAGACCUGGCCACGGUUGACAACACUACGUACCCCAAUCUCGCGUCAGAUUCGACUUUCACCAGUAAUCUCGCCGAUGUCCAAGCGUUGAACAACGCUAUUCCGACGUUGGAGUCGCUUCUCAAGUGCGACUUCAUCAGGAACACCUUCAUCGCCAUCUCUCCGGGUUGCGGCGCCACGGUCGACGCGCUCCAAAUGGUCUGGCGCGGCUUCAUCGUCACCGCAGUCGGCUACUUGUGCCUGUGGAUCUGCAUGCUCGUCACUCUCGGCCGCAUGUCCAACGCGGAUUUGAUGAUCGACGGUGGCAGAUUCAACGCCAAGAAGGCUGGGUUGGUUUAA